Phragmites australis (common reed) is the source of this 1438-nucleotide messenger RNA. RefSeq names its product homeobox-leucine zipper protein HOX1-like. The record is from RefSeq and is a predicted model, not a curated record. Lineage: Eukaryota; Viridiplantae; Streptophyta; Magnoliopsida; Poales; Poaceae. The transcript has 4 exons. Gene Ontology annotation, molecular function: DNA-binding transcription factor activity, RNA polymerase II-specific; sequence-specific DNA binding. The coding region runs from base 140 to 1132 and encodes 330 amino acids. Gene Ontology annotation, biological process: regulation of DNA-templated transcription. Gene Ontology annotation, cellular component: nucleus.
CUCUCUCCUGCUCUUUAAAAGCAGCAACCUCUCUACCCUUCCUCCUCAUUACCAUAGCAAGAUCGAUCCAUUGUCUCCUCUCAAAGCACCCUCUUGUGUCACCCGGAGAAAGAAGCCUGCAAGUUCAGAGAAACUAUCGAUGGAGAUGAUGGCUAAUGCGAGAGACGAGGAACAGUACGGCCACCACAACCAUCUCGGUCUCGGUCUUGGGCUCAGCCUCGGCCUGAGCAUCGCCACCGCGGCUCCCGUCGAGCCGCCGCCGCAGCAGCGGGCUUUCAACGUCGUGCCCGUCUCCUCCCUCCCCGAGCCGCCGCCGCCGCAGCAGCCGCUGUGCUGGAACGGCGUCGGCGCCGGUCUCUUCUUCUCCCCCUCCUCCGGGAUGGAUCGAUCUUUAGAGAGGAAGCAGCAGGCGGCCGCAGCGGGGUGCCACAGCCACGAGAUGCCGUUCCUGCGGGGGAUCGACGUGAACCGGGCGCCGGCCGGGGAGAGUCGGAGGGGGAGCUGCAGCGAGGACGAGGAGCCCGGCGCGUCGUCGCCCAACAGCACGCUGUCCAGCCUCAGCGGGAAGCGUGGCGCGCCGGCGAGGAGCGGCGGCGGAGGGGACCAGGAGGGCGACCACACCCCGACGGCCUGCGGCGGCAGCGACGACGAGGACAGCGGCGCCGGCGGCGGGUCGCGCAAGAAGCUCCGGCUAUCCAAGGACCAGGCCGCCGUCCUCGAGGAGAGCUUCAAGGAGCACAGCACCCUCAACCCCAAGCAGAAGGCGGCGCUGGCGAAGCAGCUGAACCUGAAGCCACGUCAGGUCGAGGUCUGGUUCCAGAAUCGCAGAGCCAGGACGAAGCUGAAGCAGACAGAGGUGGACUGCGAGUUCCUGAAGCGCUGCUGCGAGUCCCUGACGGAGGAGAACCGGCGGCUGCAGCGGGAGGUGGCGGAGCUGCGCGCCCUCAAGCUCGUCGCGCCGCACCACUACGCGCGCGCGCUGCCGCCCACCACGCUCACCAUGUGCCCCUCCUGCGAGCGCCUCGCCUCCGCCGACGAGGUUGGCCGCGCGGCUCGCUCCGCGCCCACCAGGCCCUGGGGCCCCCUCCCCAUGCGGCCCAUGUUCGUCGACGGCCCGGCCCGGAGGUCAUGACUUGGACGCUCACACAGUGUCGGAAUUCGACUCGAAUUCAGAGCGUGUGAUUCGGAAAAAAGAAAAUAGACACGGAUGGGUUGCAGUAAUAGCCAUAGCUGGGUUGGUGGUUUGGUUAGUCACUAAUACGGCAUGAGAUGUGCUUGCUAAUUACUAAUCAGGGUUUGGUUUCUCUUCUCUUUUGUUUAUACCAGCAGUUUAGUUCUAUAAUCUUGAUUUUUUUGGCACUGUUUAUUCGGCUCAAAAUAGAUGAUGUCUUGUUUCUUGUACUCAUAAGUGAUGCAAUGGAUUUUUGUACUUGGCAUA